AUGGAGCGUUUGUUCUUUACUACAAUUUCAUAUUCAUGCUUCAUUUUUUUCUUUUUAUUCAUUCUCUGUUUUGUCACACACUCUUUCUUUUUUUUUCUCAUCACACAGGUCUCUCAUUCUUUCUUUCUUUAUGAACAUUCAGGUCUCUAUCUUUCUUUCUUUCUUUCUUUCUCAUCGCACAUGUCUCCCUCUUUUUUCUUCCUUUUUGUAUUUCUUUCGUUGUUUCUGUUUACCUUUCUUUCUUUCUCAUCGCAUAAGUCUCUCUUUCUGUCAGUCUUUCUUUUGUUCUUUUCUACAUUGUCGUAUUCGGAUAUUACUUCUAUUUCUCAUUACAUUGGUCUCUUUUUCUUUCUAUCGCAUUGUAUUUGUCUAUCUUUCUUUCUUUUUCUUUCUUUCUUUCUUUCUUUCUUUUCUACAUUGUCUUAUUACUACAUUCUUUCUCUUUCUCAUUACAUAGGUCUCUCUUUCUUUCUGUCUUUCUUUCAAAUCGUAUCUAUCUAUCUAUCUAUCUAUCAUUUGUUCUUUUCUACACUCUCUUCUUUCUGUAAUCUUUCUCUUUCUCAUUACAUACGUUUCUCUUUCUUUCUCGUCGUAUCUAUCUAUCUAUCUAUCUAUCUAUCUAUCUAUCUAUCUAUCUAUCUAUCUCUUCUAUCUAUUAUCUUAUCUAUUUUGUUCUUUUCUUACAUCUCUUCUUUCUCUUUUCUCUUUCUCAUUACAUACGUUUCUCUUUCUUUCUCGUCGUAUCUAUUCUAUCUAUCUAUCUAUCUAUCUAUCUAUCUAUCUAUCUGUCUCUAUCUAUCUAUCUAUCUAUUUUCUAUCUUCUUCUAUCUAUCUAUCAUUUGUUCUUUUUCUACACUAUCUUUUUCUAUAAUCUUUCUCUUUCUCAUUACAUACGUUUCUCUUUCUUUCUCAUCGUAUCUAUCUAUCUAUCUAUCUAUCUAUCUAUCUUCUAUCUAUUAUCUAUUAUUAUUGUUUUCAUGCUUCUUUUCUAUAUCCUUUUGCAAAAGCUCAUUACAUGCAAUUCAUUCUUUCUUAAUUCUUUCUCUCUUUCUUUCCUUUUCUCAUUUCAUUCUUAUCUUAUCAUUCGGCGAGACAGAAACAGGAAAACGGAGGUCGUCCCAGACUUUCUCAGCAGCAUUUAUUACCGUAAAACGACAUCGAUGGUCAGCGUGUAAAAAGCAUUUUACAGGUUCCAUUUCCGGAACCUUUUCAUAUUACGUAUUCUUCAAAUGA
Messenger RNA from Acanthosepion pharaonis, 1233 nucleotides. The record is from the annotation of a GenBank genome assembly. Lineage: Eukaryota; Metazoa; Mollusca; Cephalopoda; Sepiida; Sepiidae.